CCCCCUGGUUCACAGUGCUGGUGGCGGCGUGGGUGCUGUGUGGGCUGGGCGUCUCAGGGCGGCUGCUCUACUCGAAGCAUUCCCAAUACGAGAGCCGCAGGGAGGAGGCGCUGGGCGUGUGGUGCAAGGAGCGCGCCCUCAUGCUGCAGCAGCUCGUGCUCACCCAUGUGGGGCAGAUGCAGACACUCACAGGCAUCAUCUCAGUGAUGGGCAAGCCGGGACAGCGGGGCAAGUGGGGGCUGGACACGUGUUUAAACGGCAGCACGUGGGAGGCGUACCUCACUCACACCGCCUAUGCCCGCCCGGGCAACACGGGGGCGACCGCGUGUGUCUUUGUCACGGACGAGGAGAGAGCGACCUUUGAGCGACUAUACGGUACCAUAAAGGACAACACUAGGAACGUCAGCGCCCACCGCCCCAUGUACUGCCCCAAGAUUCUCGAUUUCUCCACAGUCGAGGCAGCCAAUGGCUCAUGGCACGUCGACCUCAUGAAGCGAUUCGUCAAUGAGAUUCCCCUUGCAGUGGCGGGAAAGGCGCUUUACACGUGGCCGUAUCCCAUGGCUAAUUCUUCAGGCCAUGCUGGGUUUG
Messenger RNA from Closterium sp. NIES-65, 588 nucleotides. Lineage: Eukaryota; Viridiplantae; Streptophyta; Zygnematophyceae; Desmidiales; Closteriaceae. The record is from the annotation of a GenBank genome assembly.